CUUAAACUGAAUGCUGCAAAAUUCUCCGUAAUAAAAAUCGAAAAUGGACUCCCCAAUGGACGGCACGCGCAUCAUGGAGUCGCUAAUCCUGUCAGACGCGCUGGAAAAGGAGGAAGAGAUCCAAAUAAUGGCGGAAGACGAGUUUCAGCGGAAAAAACGCGAAAUCGUGAAGGUUAAAGUGGCGGAAAUCGACAAGAUCUGGGCGGAAAAGCACAAGAAGUUGAUGACGGAACACGCCAUGCAAGUGGACAAGUACCAACACGACAGCAAGAUGAAGGUGCAAGAGGCGAGGACGAAGUGCGUGGAGAUGAUCGAGGCGGACGUCAUGCAAGGCCUCGUCGAGCACAUCAAGAACGAGAAAAAUUACCGCGUCAUACUGAAACAGCUGAUAGUGCAAGCGUUGUGCAUGCUGCUCGAAAGAGAAGUGUCGAUAUCCGUAAUGAAGCGAGAUGUUGAUUUGGUGAAAAAAGUCCUCGAUGAAGCUGCAAAAGAAUACCGCAAACUAUCAGGAGAAACUGUAAAAAUUACUAUUAGUAAUCAAAUUUUGGGAAAUGAUUGUAUCGGAGGAGUUAAGGCUUACGCUAAGGACAACAAAAUUCUACUCGAUAAUACCUUAAUCGUUCGCAUCAGGCAAACUAUUGACUCUAAUUUGCCAUUAAUUCGACUUAUUUAUACAUGAAUAUAAAUCCAGUAAAUAUGAGAUUUAAUUUUUUUUUAAAUAUAAAAAAAAUAUUAACAUUUGUUUACCUGGUGAAAAAAUCCAGGGCAAAUUAGGC
Molecule: messenger RNA, 776 nt
Organism: Brassicogethes aeneus
Lineage: Eukaryota; Metazoa; Arthropoda; Insecta; Coleoptera; Nitidulidae
Source: the annotation of a GenBank genome assembly